Pipistrellus nathusii (Nathusius's pipistrelle) is the source of this 330-nucleotide messenger RNA. The record is from the annotation of a GenBank genome assembly. NCBI's taxonomy places the organism in Eukaryota, Metazoa, Chordata, Mammalia, Chiroptera, Vespertilionidae.
AUGAGGAUGAUUGACAGGAGGCACUGUCUUCAGCAGAACGGGCAGGAUGAAGACCACCAGGGAGUGACGUAUGCCCAGGUGAACCGCUCAAGACCAAGACCCACGCAGGGAACGGCUGCCUCUCCUUCCUCCCUGUUAGGGGAAGUGCUGGACACAAAGGGCAGACAAGCAGAAGAGGACAGACAGAUGGACAGUCUGGCUGCACCUGACAACUCCCAGGAUGUGACCUACGCCCAGCUGAACCUCUUGGCCAUUGCACAGCAGACAAGUGCACCUUCAUCCUCCCCAUCAGAGGAGCCCAGCUUGUACGCUGCUCUAGCCUUCCACUAA